Sardina pilchardus (European sardine) is the source of this 4673-nucleotide messenger RNA. RefSeq names its product diacylglycerol kinase, epsilon (gene dgke). Gene Ontology annotation, molecular function: ATP-dependent diacylglycerol kinase activity. The transcript has 11 exons. NCBI's taxonomy places the organism in Eukaryota, Metazoa, Chordata, Actinopteri, Clupeiformes, Clupeidae. The coding region runs from base 602 to 2362 and encodes 586 amino acids. The record is from RefSeq and is a predicted model, not a curated record.
GAGAGGGAGCAAGUCGGUUAGCAAUGGGGGACGCUUCUGCGCGGGUGUUUCAUGUUUACAGACUGUCUUAUAGUAAUACUGUAUUCUAUAUACUCUAGGGAAGCAGAUGUUGUCGUCAAGUAUUUCAGUGGUGCUCAUGUUUUUGUCGGGAUUUCGUCUGGGUUGACCAGAGGUGAUGGUGAGAACAGCCCAGGAUGACUAGCUAACGGAGAUGAACUGUUAACGUUACCUUACCCAUUAUAGAGAAGCUGCAUUAGCUAACACCAUCAAACUUGGCAGUUUUCACUGUAUUCAAACGGAACAUACAGUGAUUUUGGUCUAGACCUAUGUUAGGCUAUGUGCAGGGUUUCGCCCGUGUCUGCUGGUUGAAGCAUCCGAAUGCCUCAUUAAUCAUUUGAAUGCUUGAUAAAUGUCUAACGUUGAGGCUAGUGUUGCGUUUGUCAUAAUGACAUAAGUACUUUUGUCACGCCAGUGCCGAACAUUUUUCCAACAGUUCAAGAAAGCGACAUGCUAACAGUGUUGUUUUUAUACACCGGUUAAUUCCAGUGUUUACAUUAUUGCAAGUGUUCAGUGUCGCGAACACUGCCCUCGUAUAGCUCAGAUGGAGGCAGAGGAGGAAAGUGUUGGCGGACAGGUUGACAGCGCGGGGGCGCGGGAGGAGUGGACCCUCCUCAUCUGGACCUCACUGGCCGUGCUGGUGCCCGUGGCCAUCACGCUGUGGUGUAGCGUCCAGCGCUCCAAACGGAAGGUGUACAUGAAGGACUUCUCUCGCAAGAGCAAACAUGGAUGGCAUUGCACGGAUCUCUUCAACAAGCCCACCUACUGCUGCAUCUGCUCGCAGCACAUCCUCCAGGGAGCCUUCUGCGACGGCUGCGGGCUCUGCGCGGACGAGCAGUGCCUACGACGUGCCGACCGCACCACGCCGUGCAAAGAGAUUAUGGCCCCGGCUCAGUCGGACGGAACAGUGAGCCAUCGUUGGGUGCGUGGAAACGUCCCCCUUUGCAGCUACUGUGCGGUCUGUAAACAGCAGUGCGGCACACAGCCGAAGCUGUGCGACUACAGGUGUGUAUGGUGCCAGACCAUUGUGCAUGACGACUGCAAGCCAAGUCUGGAGGACGGAGACCGCUGUGACCUCGGGGAGUUCCGCUGUCUCAUCAUCCCCCCUCACUACCUCUACCACGUCAACAAGCUGCGGCGCAGACUCCCGGAGGAGUACAGCAAGCUGGCGGUGGCCUGUGGCAGUGGCUGGACUCCAGUGCUGGUGCUGGCCAACACUCGCAGUGGCAACAACAUGGGCGAGGCCCUGCUGGGAGAGUUCCGCACCCUGCUGAACCCUGUCCAGGUGUUUGACCUGUCCGAGCUGCCCCCCUCCAAAGCGCUGCAGCUGUGCACGCUGCUCCCCCCCGGCCGCGCCCGCGUGCUGGUGUGCGGGGGAGACGGCACGGUGGGCUGGGUGCUGGACGCCAUCGACACCAUGAAGCUCAAGGGUCAAGACCAGUUCAUCCCCAGGGUGACGGUGCUUCCCCUGGGCACAGGAAAUGACCUGUCCAACUCGCUGGGCUGGGGGGCGGGGUACGCGGGCGAGAUCCCCGUGGAGCAGGUGCUCAGGAACAUUCUGGACGCUGAGGUGGUGAAGAUGGACAGAUGGAAAGUUCAAGUUGCCUCAAAAGGCCACUUCCUUAGGAAACCAAAGGUGCUGUCCAUGAAUAACUAUUUCUCCGUGGGCCCAGAUGCCCUGAUGGCGCUCAACUUCCACACCCACCGGGAGAAAACGCCCUCCUUCUUCUCCAGCCGCAUCAUCAACAAGGCUGUGUAUUUCCUGUAUGGCACCAAAGAUUGCUUAGUGCAAGAAUGCAAAGACCUGGAUAAGAGGAUCGAGCUGGAGCUGGACGGCGAGAAGGUGGCACUGCCCAGCCUAGAGGGCAUCAUCGUGUGCAACAUCGGCUAUUGGGGCGGCGGCUGCAGACUGUGGGAAGGGAUGGGGGACGAGCCCUGCCCCCCCACACGGCUGGAUGACGGUUUGCUGGAGGUGGUGGGAGUCUAUGGCUCUUUCCACUGUGCACAGAUCCAGGUCAAGCUGGCUAACCCAGUGAGGUUGGGCCAGGCCCACACAGUGCGGCUGGUGCUGAAGAGCUCGCGGAUGCCCAUGCAGGUGGACGGCGAGCCGUGGGCGCAGGGCCCGUGCACCGUCACCAUCACGCACAAGACGCAGGCGCUCAUGCUCUACCACAGCGCCGAGCAGACCGACGACGACGACGACGACGACUCCAGCGCCUCGGACGGCGAGGGGGGGCCGCCGGCACCCCACACCCGCGCCCGCGCGUCCGAAGACAAGACGUCUGGAGACGAGGUGUUCGUGUGACGGCCCUCUGAUGUCCUCCAUCUCUCCUGUCUGUGCACAGCACACCUGCCCCUGCCCCCGCCCCUGCUCCUGCCCCCCUCGGCCUCGCUUGCAGCCCAUCCAGACAAGGCCACAGGCUGCAUGUAAGUUGUGCAGCAUAGAUGUAGUCCAUCUUUGUCCUCUGUUCUAUAUGCAGCUGAGGUGGCUUACGAAGACGAAAACUACAAAUCCCAGUGCCAUUAAAUAGGAGGUCCGGCUCAGGACCAGCUCUACUGAUCCCUCAUCCAGCCUGUGCUCUGGAGUUCCUCACGGCCAUGAAUAAAGAGUGAUGCGCCGUCCCUGGUGGACGGUGGAUAGGAGAGCGAGAGAAUUGUACGGCGACCGAAGUCGCUAACCGAAUGUUUGCAUCGCUGCCUUGUGUCAUAGGUGCGUAGUCUGCCUCAGAAAGUGCUGUACGUGAGAAACAUUAGGUUGUGUUUUUAUUUUGAGAGUCUUACAACUUCAUAUCCUUUAUUUGUGCUUGAAUCCCUGCUGACCAUGUUCCUUCAAAUAUCUUUUAGUUUACACUCGUGUUCCUCAGAAUAUGUAUUAUUAGUUUGUUGUCAAGAGCUGCACUGGAUGUCCUAUAUGUACACACUGUUUUUCUUUCUACUUCUCUUCAUUUGUGUGCGUUGGGGCAAUAGGUUUGUCCAACAUUCCUAAAGCAUUAUACCCUCAUUAGCCCUGUGAUGCUAAACAUGUAGAGCAUGUCCCAGUAGGCUGUAGCCCGUCGUGGCUUAGAGACUAGGAUUGCAAACGUGUCAACCCAUCGUGCUGUUUACUCAGUCCCACAUUAGAUGUGUUCUAUCUCGUUUACACUUCCUUAGAUGUAGAGAACGCACUGAACUGCACUUAGUCUAUGGAUCUGCAGAUAAUAGUUUACAUUCACCCUCCUCUACCAUAGAUAUGGUAUUGUUACAGAAAGUGAUGUUAUAUCAACCAUUUUAAUUAUUGCUGUUUUGUGUUGCAUUGUUUUGAAUAUCAGCCAUCUAUUUCCUUUAUGGUCCACAGGGUGGUAGUCUUGGGUUAUUUUCCAAUGUCAUGUGAUACAGAGUUCAGAGAGAUCUUUGGACCUAGCGAAUGACUUUCAUCUUUUGAAAUGAGUUCUGCAUUUUGUAAACAUCAUCCAAGUUUAAACACUGAAAGGACCAUCAUUUCUGACAGAGCUCUGUUCAAGCAUGUGGUAUGUCUUAGGAAAUAUGUAUCAUGACUGUCAUCACUAAGAUGUGGUGUGUUGUUUCUAGAAUUUCUGAGUUUAAUGGCAGCAGUUUGUCUUAAACGCUCAGUUAGAUAACAGGCUUGGCAUGAGCUUUGACCAAAUCUACUGAUGGGGCGAGGUGCAAUCAUAUCACAUUUGAUUCUAAAUCACACACAUUAGCACAUUUGUUUGUCGUAAUGUUGUGUUUACUUGUUACUUGUGUUACUCAUGAAUUGAACUUGGGUAGCAGUAAGCAGUAUGUCUUAAAAGACCUUGUGAAAUGUUCACGUUCUCUUACAAACGAGCUGACGAUGCCAUUGUCCCGCUCCUUUUCUCCCAAGUGUUGGUUGAAGCCAUAUGCAUGUGCCGCUCUGCUGUGUUGAAUUGUAAAAUGUCGUCUCGCUGCUUGUAGGCACAAGGCUUUCGCUUGUGCCAGCCCUCUGUUUACGACUACUCUGAAUGUGGCAGGAACAGACCACGUGCUUGUGAUGUGCAUCUUUAUACACACACGCUCGCGCGGGCACCGCUAUUUGAGAAAAAAAUUCAUUCGAAUGUGGCCAAAACAUUGAAUUGCAAGUGCUGGUCUUUUAACCAGAUGAAUGCCAGUUCACCGAAAUGUCAUGUUUACCGUUUGAUCAGUGGCUUGUCUGGUUUGUGUUGUCUGGGGUCAAUAUUCACACGGUUCUGAACAUCAAGAUGGAACAAGAACAGCAGACAGGUUUCAAUUACACCUUUUGUAGUGUACUCAAGCAAGAAGUGUUUAGUAAUGCAUUACUUUGGGUGAAGCAAUCUGAUAGUUACAAGAUAAAACAGCAUUGCCAUACUUAAGCUACUGUAGACAGUUUCUCAAUUCUAGGCCUUGUGCAAUAUGGCUGCUAAGCUCAAACGGAAUCUACUAAAUUAAAGUCAUCCCUCAAAUCGUGUGGUAAAAGUACCAUUCCAAACCAAGACAGGUGUAGGUCACUGUAUUUAACAAAGUAUGGAUUUGACAUGUAUGAUGGUUUCAACAGUGUAAAUGAUAUAUUUGGUAAGUUUAAGAUGAAUGUAAGAAUUGAUGUACGUUUUGGAAAGUUAAUAAAUAUUUUCAUAAAUAUG